Molecule: messenger RNA, 690 nt
Organism: Paramuricea clavata
Lineage: Eukaryota; Metazoa; Cnidaria; Anthozoa; Malacalcyonacea; Plexauridae
Source: the annotation of a GenBank genome assembly
AUGAAAGAUGUCGACAAUAAUGAAGACCCCACAUCUACUAGCAGUAGCAUCGCUAAAGUUGAAGACGAUUCCUUUUUUGACAGUGCCGAAAAAGAUAUAAAUUCCUCUAUUUGCCCUGAGUCCAAUCAUGGUGUUACUGGUGGUGAGGACGAAAACUUCACUCCCUUGAAACUUUCCAGUUCUACUUCAGAAGCAAAGUUGGAUAAAAAUAAAGAUCUGGUGUUUGAUACGACAAGAAAGUUCCCAACCGACUGUGGUCAUGUUAAGGAAAACAUAACAGAUUGUGAUUUGAAAAUACUGGUUAUGCAUCACGAGUCAUGCAGACCGACAGGACCCUUUGAAUAUGAAGAUGAGGAAGGGAAUUCAAUAGUUAAUUUCAGUGCCAGAUACUAUAUUGAUAAUAUGUCAAUACAAAGACUUUGGUUAUGCUAUUCAAUGGAACUGCAAAAACCUUAUUGUGAAGUUUGUUGGUUGUUUGCUGAUCGUGCAUCACCAAAUUAUGAAAAUCAUAGAAGAUGGAUAAAUGGUGUAUCUGGUAACUUGCAUAAUAUGCUUGAAAAAAUUAAGAGGCACAAAGCUUGCAACAUGCAUAUUCAGGCAACUGCAGUCUAUAGGAGAUGGAUGAAGAUAAUGAGAAAGAAAUCAGAAACAAUGCUCUCUUCUGGGUUAAAGUUCUUGACCGAAUCAUAA